AUGUCCCCCAAAGGAGGUGCAGACAGCCCAGAACAAGUGCCCUUUGUCCAGUCCAUGCCUCCGGCCAGCAGGGCUCGGAGACCAUUGUUUGGGACCUUCCAGGAGAAGUGGGGUGCGGAGACCCCGGGCUCACCUGACCCCGGCACCCCGGGACCUGGGACACAGGAGGCGGCAGAGGCCGGAGAAGGACCCACAGCGGCCGGCAGGACCCGCCCAGCCCGGCAGGCCCGACCCACGUGGCGGCAUCAUGUGACCGCCCUGCAUGCGCAGCCCCAGGACACCCACAAUCACCAAACAGAAGCUCCAUCCCCCCAGCUAGUGACUCUGAACAGGCCCCACAGGAAGCCUGUGGUUGUGGAGAGUACAGAGGAAGCCAGCACAGCCCUGGGCUUUGGGGUCCGGUCAUGUGACCCCUCCCCGGGGCUCCCUGCCUGCAGCCGUCCUGGAGGUGGAGGAUUGAUCGGGGGUCUCCAGGGCAAGGUCCCAGGGUGCUCAGCGGGGGGGGGGCCCACUGAGCCCCCAGCUGCAGAGAUGCGGGAACCCCCAGAGCCAGAGGACCUAUGGGACGAGAUGACCCGACUGUGCGCCCCGGGGACCCCGGUGCGAGCGCUGCCCUAUGCCUUGGUGGACAAGCGCCUCAUCCAGCGGCUGCGGGAGCCCUCAGAGCUGCAGCGAUGCUGGAGGCGGCGAUGGCUGCACAGGUGGCAGGUGGCUAGACGGCUGCAGGAGGCAGCACGGAGGCUGUCCCGGGGCUUCGGGCUCUGGGAGAAGCCGCUCUACGAGAUCGGGGGGCUCUUCGGCACCGGGACCCAGGCCUACUUCACCUUCCUCCGCUUCCUGCUGCAGCUCAAUCUUCUGACCCUGCUGCUGAUUGCAGGCUUUGUCCUAUUGCCACUGGCCUGGCUCCAACCUCCUGACCCCCAGCUUGCCUCCAACGCCACCCUCCAGUGCCCCCGUGACCCCCAGUCCCAGACCGGUGUCCCCAAGUUUCACAAUCAAGUGUGGGAUGUCCUGAGCGGCCGGGCCUUCAACCAGACCUACCUCUUCUAUGGCGCAUACCAGGCAGGGCCUGAAAAAGACUCGGCCUACAGCAUCCGGCUCGCCUACCUCCUCAGCCCACUGGCAUGCCUACUGCUCUGCUUCUGUGGGACCCUGCAGCGGAUGGUGAAGAAGCUGCCACAGACUCUUCUCCUGAGCCAAGACUACAGGUCCCCGCUCAGCGCCAAGGUCUUCUCGUCCUGGGACUUCUGCAUCCGAGGGCGGGAAGCGGCCGUCAUCAAGAAGCACGAGAUCAGCAACGAGCUAAAGGUGGCGCUGGAGGAGGGCCGGCGAUUUCUGCAGACCCAGCAUCUGACCCGCACCCAGCGCGCCUGCCGCCUGCUCAGCUUCCUUCGGACCAACCUCCUGAUCCUGCUGUUGGUGGCCGGGGCCAUCUGCGCCAUCUUCUGGGCCACCAAGUACUCACAAGACUACAAGGAGGACCCCCCAUUCGUGCUGCUCCAGUAUCUGCCAUCUGGGGUCAUCGCCCUGGCCAAUUAUCUGGGUCCCCUCAUCUUUCUGUUCCUGGUCCAGCUGGAGAACUACUCUCCCAGCACCGAGGUCAACCUCACCCUGGUCUGGUGCGUGGUGCUCAAGCUGGCCAGCCUAGCUAUGUUCUCCCUGUCGCUGGGCCAGACCAUCCUGUGCAUCGGGAGGAACAAGACCAGCUGCGAGUCCUACGGCUACAACGUCUGUGACUACCAGUGCUGGGAGAAUUCAGUGGGCGAGGAGCUGUACAAGCUGAGCACCUUCAACUUCAUCCUCACCGUCUCCUUCACCUUCCUGGUCACACUGCCAAGGAGGCUGCUGGUGGAGCGCUGCUCAGGCCGCUUCUGGGUCUGGCUGGACCGGGAGGAAUUCCUGGUGCCCAAGAACGUGCUGGACAUCGUGGCGGGGCAGACAAUCACCUGGAUGGGCCUCUACUACUGUCCGCUGCUGCCUCUGCUCCAAAGCACCUUCAUCUUCCUCACCUUCUACCUCAAGAAGUACACGCUCCUGCGGAACUCCAGAGCGUCCACCCGGCGCUUCCGGGCCUCCAGCUCCACCUUCUUCUUCCAGCUGGUGCUGCUGCUGGGCCUGCUCCUGGCCGCAGGGCCCCUGGGCUACGUGGUCAGCAGCGUCCACUCCUCCCAGGACUGCGGCCUCUUCGGCAACUACUCGGCCCCCUGGCAGGUGCUCCCGGAGCUGGUGGCGCUGCGGGUCCCACCUGCUGGCCAGCUGGUCCUGCGCUUCCUGGGCUCCCGCGCCUUCAGCUUUCCACUGCUCAUCCUGCUCAGCCUCGUCCUGACCGUGUGCAUCUCCCAGUACCAGGCCAAUGGCCGGGCCAUCCAGGGGCUCCGGAAGCAGCUGCUUUGGCAGGUGCAAGAAAAGUGGCACCUGGUGGAUGACUUGUCGCGACUGAUGCCGGAUCCGUGCCCGGAGUCCCCACUCUCCCCAGCUUCGCGCCCACGAUCCUUCUGCCCGGGAUUCCCAUGUCCAGGCUCUCCGGGACCUCGGCCCCCCAAGCCCAAGCCUGGACCCUCUUUAAAGGACCCCGCAGCAUCCCAUAGCCCGUCCCUGGAUUUGGACGAGGACCCACAUCUAGCCUGUAGAUUCCGCUUCUCCAGCAGUGGCUCCGAGGUCUAG
Messenger RNA from Suncus etruscus (white-toothed pygmy shrew), 2664 nucleotides. It is a transcript of the gene TMC8, whose product is annotated as transmembrane channel like 8. NCBI's taxonomy places the organism in Eukaryota, Metazoa, Chordata, Mammalia, Eulipotyphla, Soricidae. Gene Ontology annotation, cellular component: plasma membrane. The transcript is spliced from 19 exons. Gene Ontology annotation, molecular function: mechanosensitive monoatomic ion channel activity. The record is from RefSeq and is a predicted model, not a curated record. Bases 1 to 2664 code for a protein of 887 amino acids.